AUGGUAGAGUUCGCCAUUAACAACUCGGUGCAUGCGUCCACGACACAUACACCGUUUUACGUGAAUGGCUUGCGCCAUCCGCGUGUAUCCACCUUACUAGAGUGUAACUUGGGUUUAAGGGGGGGAGGGACUCGCGCGAGCAAAAACCGAUUUGGUUCACGCUCAUCACGCUCUGACGAAGAGGUCAUUGCGUUUGACACCGAUAUCGAUAACAUCGAUAUCGAAGAAGAUGAUGCCAGUGAGAGUGCGGAAGCCCUCACUGAAGAAAAGGUUGAUGUCACUGCAGUGCACUCACAGCGCACUGAAGCUAACGAGUCAUCAGAUGAGUUCAUACUGGCUCGUGAAACGGUAGUCCGUUUUGUGCAAGACUCCAUCGCCGAAGCGGUGGAUAAGCAAUAG
Peronospora matthiolae is the source of this 399-nucleotide messenger RNA. The record is from the annotation of a GenBank genome assembly. NCBI's taxonomy places the organism in Eukaryota, Oomycota, Peronosporomycetes, Peronosporales, Peronosporaceae.